GAAGAAAUCUCCCACAGUGCGGAAAUAGAAAGGGGGAUUCCUGGUGCAAGUUAGCUUAGCGCUGUCGCUUUGACAGCUAGCUACAUCAGAAGAAUGUCAGAACUAUCACUGGAAAUUAUUUCAUCAGAUUUUAAUAGAAAUACAAUCUAGAAGUGGUGUCAGUUGCGGAAAUACGCUUGGUCUGCCACAGUCAACCCAGAGCUUAGUUAGCUAACGUCAGCCUGAUUAACGCCAACUAACUACGUAUACAGAUAAAAGCAGCAUGGUACAGCCCCAGACAGACACCUGGGACAUGGCAGGGGACGAGGGAGGCGGGGCUCUCCGGGUUCCACCCGAGCUGGCAGCCAAUGAGGUGGUGACCAGACUACUGGGAGACAACCAGCAGCUCCGAGAAGCGUUGCAGCGCAGCAACCAGGCCCUGCGUGAGCGCUGUGAGGAGAUGGAGGAAUGGCAGCGGAGGUCUAGAGAAGAGAGGGAGUUCCUCAGCUGUCGUUUCCAGGAGGCCCGGGCGCUAGUGGAGAGACUGGCCAGGGAGAACCACAGCCUUACCAGCCUGGCCAGCCCCUCGAGCCCCUCCAACCCUGGAGCUAGCCAAGGCCUGCUGGUCAACGGCCCCAGUUUCAGCCAGGACUCCUGCCCCAACUCCACCAACUGCAGCUCCAAUGGGGGUCCUGGGAGAGGAGGGGAGCAGGAGAAGAGUUCAGAGACCAACGGAACCAUGGCAACCUCACUGGUGACAGAGAGAGGGAUGGAGAAGAAGGGAGCAGAGGAGAAUGAGCAGAUGAUGCUCCACAGCUUGCCCUCAGAAGGAGGGAACGGGUUUCUCCAGCUGCUGAAGAGCCACAAAGAGAAGUUGGAGGAAGGGAUGAGAGAUCUGAGGAGGAGGAAUGAAGAGCUGGAGAAAGAGGGGGAGGAGGGAAAGCGGGAGAGAGACUGCCUUCGUCGCUCAGUUGAGCAACUCGGAUCCAAGCUGGUUCAGGCGCAGAGCUGUGGUGUUACCGAGGAAACGGUUCAGCAUUCCGAUGCAUCGCCCCCAUCUGACAGCUCCCACCUGGCCAAACUCACAGAGCAGCUGCAAGCCACACAGUGCAGGUACAGAGAGCUGCAGGAGAAGUUAGAUUCCCUCCAGAAGACUUCAGCUCAGAGAGACAGAACUGAAGUACUGCUUAAACAGAAGGACAAGGACUGUGCCCAGGUACACACACACACACACACACACUACACUACACUGUGCCCUGGUACACACACACACACACACACUACACUCACUACACACACACCGCCCUAUCCACAAACACUCACAACACACACACCGCCCUAUCCACAAACACUCACAACACACACACCGGACUCGCCACAAAUGGCGCCGGAGGAGAAUGGCGCCCA
Molecule: messenger RNA, 1386 nt
Organism: Salvelinus namaycush (lake trout)
Lineage: Eukaryota; Metazoa; Chordata; Actinopteri; Salmoniformes; Salmonidae
Product: NF-kappa-B essential modulator-like
Exons: 8
Biological process (GO): positive regulation of canonical NF-kappaB signal transduction
Cellular component (GO): cytoplasm; IkappaB kinase complex; nucleus
Molecular function (GO): K63-linked polyubiquitin modification-dependent protein binding
Source: RefSeq, a predicted model, not a curated record